CACAAGCCGACGGAUGAAUGGCGGCCGUGCUGACGUCAUUCACCCACCUUGUUCGACGGAGUCGAAGGGUAGAAUAAACACACGAAUACACACCGACUCGAUCUCGCGUCUUUCUCUUGUCUUCCUUGUCGAAGCUUCGACUGUUUUCUCACGCUCGAUGAACGAAACGGCGUUAGUUAAGCAACCGUAACGCUAUGAUGUGGCUUCUGCUGCCGCUGUCCCUCCUCUGUCCGACCGUCGGAGGAGAAGGCGAAGGCGGAGGCAGCCGGAGGGUCCUCCAUCAGCCGCUGUACCCAAUUCAGUGGACCCCUCCGCCGCCCCUUCAGGAGUUCUCGGAUCCGGCGCCGGAAGGCUCUAAUCCCUCUGUCCCGGGCGUCCUUUCCCCGCCUGAGACCACGGGUCAGGCCCACGCCUCUGCCGCCGCCUCAGCCUCUUCGACUUCCUCUUCUGCGUCCGAGACGGUCGUCGCCGUCGCUGUCCCCGUCUCCAUAGCGGUCCUCGUAGUCAUUCUCUUGACGGGGCUGUACUUGUACCGACGGCGAAGGGCGGAGAGGCCGUCCGAUUCCGGGAAGCUCAUGGGCCGUUGUGAUAGCAGUGGCCGGAUGGAAAGCCGCGCAGCCUCUGCUGCUGUGCCGGCGCCGGAUUUUCUCUACCUCGGCGCCGCGGACACGGCGUCGACGGGGGCCUCAAGUUGCGGGGGAAGCCAGGAACUUAUUGGAUCGCCGCUGGGGGUGGAGCCGGUUGUGGAGAUGCAUCCCCCGAGCCCCGAGCUCCAGCCGCUACCGCCGUUGAGCGCGAUUGCUUCGAGGAAAAGUUUGGGGCGUGCUCCGACCGCAUCCUCGGACGAGGAUACUUUCUAUACUCCGCAGAAGUCAUUGGCAUCCGCCACCAGCGAGACACCAAGCAGUCCAGUAUCGCGGCGUAGCCUCCCUAGUAUGAGUAGCGGAGGUAAGGAAUUCUUGAUGAGCUCGGUGGCGGAGGCUGCCCCUCACUCACGGCGAUCAUCCCCUCGAAUGCAAUUCACCAAUUACCCUAAUUCCGAAGUGAAACAGAUGAUCCUGCCAUUGAAUCGGCAACCUCCAGCACCACCUCCGCCGCCUCCGCCACCUCCUCGACCACCUCCACGAUUGUACAAUGCCACCAGGAAUCCACCGCCUCCACCCCCGCCCCCGCCGCAGCCUCCGCCCCCGGCCCCGCCGCUGCCUUCAUCCAUUUCUGACGCGUUUACCAAAAACGAUGAAUCAAUCAACGCUCCUAUUGCACCAUUCUCGAGGCGUCGGCUACUGCAUCCCCUUCCCCCCGAAGCUACACGUAUUAACAUACCGCUCCUUCCUACGAAGCUUGGCAAUCGAGUCGCUGCCAGUUCUUCGCAUCAGAAUGACGAGGUGGGAGAACGUUUGGAUGGUGAUACGAAGCCUAGAUUAAAGCCCCUUCACUGGGACAAAGUUAAAGCAAGUUCCGAUCGAGCAAUGGUUUGGGACCAGUUGAAAUCGAGCUCAUUUCAAUUGAAUGAGGAUGCAAUGGAAACUCUUUUCAUCAACAAUUCCACAAGUUCUAUUUCUCAUAAUGAUUCGAGAAGAAGACAGGAUGCGCUCUCCUUCAAGCAUGAAAACAGAGUGUUGGAUCCGAAGAAAUCACAGAAUAUUGCAAUCCUCCUGAGGGCAUUGAAUGUAACAAGAGAAGAGAUCUGCGAAGCACUUUUAGAUGGUAAUGCUAGAUGUUUGGGAACUGAGCUUUUGGAAACUUUGGUCAAAAUGGCUCCCACAAAGGAGGAAGAACUGAAACUACGAGACUACCCAGGUGACCUACAAAAGUUAGGUUCAGCUGAGCGCUUUCUAAAAGCAGUCUUGGAUGUCCCAUUUGCCUUCAAAAGAGUUGAUGCGAUGCUAUAUAGAGCCAAUUUUGAUACAGAAGUCAAAUUUCUAUUGAAAUCUUUUCAAACUUUGGAGGCAGCAUGCGAAGAUCUAAGAAGCAGCAGACAGUUUCUUAAGCUCCUAGAAGCUGUUCUUAGGACUGGGAACAGGAUGAAUGUGGGAACCAACCGUGGUGAAGCUAAAGCAUUCAAGCUUGACACACUUCUCAAACUAGCAGAUGUGAAAGGGACAGAUGGGAAAACCACACUUCUCCACUUUGUCGUUCAAGAAAUCAUCCGGUCUGAAGGAUCAGGCACUGAGCCAACAACAGAAAAUCAAUCUAACAACCUAGGAGAAGAACAAUUCAGGAAACAAGGCUUAAAAGUUGUAGCUGGGCUAAGCAAAGAGCUUGGAAAUGUCAGACGGGCAGCUGGAAUGGACUCGGAUGUGCUGAGUGGAUAUGUCUUAAAGCUAGAAGCUGGCCUUGAGAAGAUAAAGUCUGUCAUACAGCUAGAGAAGUCAUGCACACAAGGGCUGAAGUUUUUUGAGAUGAUGAAGAUAUUUCUUGUAGAGGCUGAAAAGGAGAUCGAUCGUGUUAAAGUCAAGGAGAAGACGGUGAUGAACUCGGUAAAGGAGACUACGGAGUACUUUCACGGCGAUGCUGCAAAGGAGGAAGCCCACCCUCUUAGAAUCUUCAUGGUGGUGAGAGACUUCCUAUCAGUCCUAGAUAACGUCUGCAAGGAAGUGGGCAAUUUGCACGAGAGGACAGUGAUGGGAUCUGCUAGUUCCUUCCUAAUAUCUGGCAGUUCUUCUCAUCCAGUCUUUCAAAGGUCUGAAUGGCGACGAGAUGCCCACUCGGAUAACGAUAGCUCAUCGUCAUAUAACUGAUCAGUGAUGGUCUGACUUGUAUGCAUGCUUCAGCCGAUCUAUGUGAAGAUGAUCAGGGGAUUGAGAAUACGACCAAGUAAAACGACUCCGUGGUAUAUUGGCAGGGUCAGUUAAUGUACAAGAGGAAUAAACAAGACCUUAGAGGAAGGCACAAUCAUACAUACGGUGUUUCGUACAGUUCGAAGAUAGAGAUUAGCGUUCGGUCUCCUCCUGUUGUAAAUUAUCAGACGGGCAUAGAUAUUUAUAUUCUUUUUAAAUUAUUCAAAUUUUGUGUAGUUUUCUGCAAAA
Messenger RNA from Zingiber officinale, 3029 nucleotides. RefSeq names its product formin-like protein 8. The transcript has 4 exons. Bases 195 to 2741 code for a protein of 848 amino acids. Gene Ontology annotation, biological process: actin nucleation; actin cytoskeleton organization. Gene Ontology annotation, molecular function: actin filament binding. The record is from RefSeq and is a predicted model, not a curated record. NCBI's taxonomy places the organism in Eukaryota, Viridiplantae, Streptophyta, Magnoliopsida, Zingiberales, Zingiberaceae.